AUGGGAUGCCCAUUCGAAUUCGAGUUGCGGUAUACUGUAACUCUAGGUGGGGACUAUUUGGGGAUGCAUAUGGAAGUGGUGAAUACUGGUGCGGAGGCUAUGCAGUUCACAACAGCUCUUCAUACGUACUUCUCGGUCGGAGAUAUUACUACGACAACAGUAGCGGGAGUUGGUGAGCAUCAUUACAACGAUACGGCUCAGGGAGGCAAGGACUGUUAUGAUGGGAAUUCGGUGGUUGAGUUUAAUGAGGGUAUUGUGGAUAGAGUGUAUAAGCAAGCAGCUGGCCCCGCUCAUAUACUUUGUGACGGUUUUGAGAUAUUGAUGGCUGAGAAGAGCCCGUCGUUCCCGGACACUGUUGUGUGGAAUAUUGGCAGCGACUCGUUAGGCGAUAUGCCCGCGGGGGACUUCAAGAGGUGUGAUUACCGUUGUGACUCGGAGAUGAUCUCCCCUCUGCAAGUAGCAUGUCCUGACAAAAAGAGGAUUUCUAACCUCGAUUACAUCUCUGGUGUUGGUUUCACCAAGAUUGACGAGUUGAGGGAGAAGAUCGGUGCUGAUCAAUCAAGGAAGCAGCUCAUUGUUACCCCGCAGAAGAUGGGCGCGCAGACUCUCGAGUCCAACGUUAAUGCCGGACUCGCUGCUGCUGAGCUGAUUUCUGCCUAUUUCAAGAACGGCUCUAACAUUCAUCAGGUCAAUGGCAAGGCUUCCUGA
Perkinsus marinus ATCC 50983 is the source of this 708-nucleotide messenger RNA. RefSeq lists its product as hypothetical. The transcript has 5 exons. The record is from RefSeq and is a predicted model, not a curated record. The coding region runs from base 1 to 708 and encodes 235 amino acids. Gene Ontology annotation, biological process: carbohydrate metabolic process. NCBI's taxonomy places the organism in Eukaryota, Perkinsozoa, Perkinsida, Perkinsidae. Gene Ontology annotation, molecular function: isomerase activity; carbohydrate binding.